ACCUCCCUCUGCUCGGUGACCGACCCGUCUCCUCGGGGCUCGGGAGGAAGAACCGGAUCAUCUGCCCGGUGCUUUUUUAUGUUCCAACCGGAGAAAAGAGCGGAUGAUGUGACCGGAGCAGAGGAAGAAAGGACGGAUGCAGCAUGAGAAACCGACUAUGGGCUAAAUAUAGUCUUUGCCCCCCCGGAAUGCACCACCUGCCCUCCCGGUACCGGUCAAUGAGAGGCAGAGAUCCUCCCCCAUUUUCUCCCCUCAUGCUCCCAUAUGUUAAAAAACACACUCGUCUUAUUUUAGCAACACUGCCUUCUUCUUCCUCCUCUUCCUCUUGACUCUUCUCCACACACACACACACACACACACACACACACACACACACACACACACACACACACACACACAAACAGUGGAAAAUGAAGCGUGGGUCGAGUGUGUUGCAGCGUCCCUCUGAUGCAGCCACACACACAAACACAAACACACACACACGCACGACUAGAGGAGAUGAGGAUGCUGCCGGUUCGAGUCCCUUCCCAGCAGCCACCUCUCUCUUCAGCCCUGAUGUCAGCACCAAGAUGGCGUCUGACCUCCUCAUCAGGCUGUCAGAGGCGACCCAGAAGGCCCAGAUGCAUCCUGGGAGGCCGGCGGAUGAACCGGGUCUCGCUCUCUCUCCGGACGGACCGGGGGCGAGUCCCGAACCUCCCACGCUCUCACACACACCUGAAGGCAACGCCAACACCGACACACUGGCCUCAGACAUGCUGAGGAAACUGGCAGAGCGGCAGGAAGUGAGCAGCCACAUGGUUCGGGUCAAAGAAGAAGAAGAGCAGAUGGAGGUCGACCUCGUCCACCAUCGACCAAUCACAGCAGAGAUAACCCCACCUUCGCCGAAAAAGCCAACUCCACAUCUUUUCAAAAUCAAAACAGAAGACCAGGGUCUCCGUGGCAACCAGGUGAACCUGCACCCUGGAGCCAAAAUGGCAGACCAGUGUCUCAAUGGCCUUAAAAAAGAAGACAACUUUUACACUGGAGGCGGCCAUUCUGGCUCUAAAGCGGCAGGAAGCGUCGUCUCCGAUGCCAACAAGUUUCAGUUCAAAGUGAAACUGGAGGAUCAUGGAGCCAAGAUGGCGGACCAGCUUCUAUCCGGAGCCAAGAUGGAGGACCAGCUUCUCUUAAAAGCCAAAAUUGCACAGAGCCCUUUCCCCGCCAACACGUUCCUCUCCGGAGUCAAGAUGGAGGACCAGUUUCCUUCAGGGGCCAACAGGGCGGAGAACCAGCUUCUCUUCGGAGCCAAGAUGGAGAACCGGCUUCUUCCCGGAGCCAAGAUGGCGGACCACGUUCUCUCCGGAGUGAAGAAGGAGGAGCAGCUCUUCUUCAGAGCCAAGAUGGAAGACCAGUUCUCCUCAGGAGCCAAAAUGGAAGACCAGUUCUCCUCAGGAGCCAAGAUGGCGGACCAGUGCCUCAGAGCGGCGCUGUGGCAGGACAUGUCGGUGAAUCUGGCCUCAACACUGCUGCACCAGCUCUCAGAGAGAGUCAGUAAAUCCAACGGUCGGCUGGAGAGGACGACUCCGACCUUCAGGAGCAGUCCUGUUUUGCCGGUGAAUGUGGACCCUCUUCGCUCCUCCCCUCUUUUGAGCUCCCAGGAACCUCCACAUGAAACCAAAACCAGCCUCAGCAGAGAUCAAACCACAGGUUGCUCUUACUUCUACAGGUGUCACGUGUGCGGCUUCGAGACAGACGGCUGCCUCCUUUUCCAGAGUCACAUGACGGAGCACCGCCAAUGGGAGCGCGGCUCCUUCUCGCUGCACUGCUGCGUGUGUGACCACUCGACCAAUCAGGAGGCAGAGAUGAGGGUUCACGCCAACACGCACACACACGCUCACACCAGCGCGGAGAUCAGGUGCCCCGUCACCUCUCCUCCCACCUCCUCCACCACAGUUUCCGUGGCAACAACAAGCUCCUCCCCCUCCUCCUCUGAGCACCGCUGCCGUAUCUGCCAGAGGUCGUUUCCGGGGCAACAGGAGCUGCUGGUGCACUUCCAGGGUCAUCGCCAGGGCAACCAGUACAGGUGUGAGCGCUGCGGUCACCUGACCCGAACGGCCAAUAAGCUGGUGGAGCACGUGCGCGUGCACACAGGAGAGCGCCCGUUCACGUGCACGCUCUGCAGCUACAGUGCCAAGCGGAGAGACAGCCUGCGCCUGCACUGCAAGGUCAAACACCCGGAGCACACACACACACACACACACACUCAGCGGCUGCACACACACACACCGUCAGCAGCUGUUUGCUCCUCCUCCUCCUCCUCCUCCUCCUCCUCCUCCUCGUCUGUUGCUCCUCUUCUUCACCCCUCGCUCUCUGACAGGUGGAGGGAUCUGUCUCCUCUCCUGCCAAUCACCACCCUGCUCUCUCUGAAGCCUCGCGCCCCUUCAUCUUCCUCUUCCUCCUUGUUAUCCCCCUCCUCUUCCUCCUUGUUAUCCCCCUCCUCUUCCUCUUCCUCCUUGUUAUCCCCCUCCUCUUCCUCCUUGUUAUCCUCCUCUUCCUCCAAACACUCCUUCCUCAGUUACCUUGGUCUGAAAACUUAUUUGUAAAUGCUUUUUUUUUCUCCUCCUCUCCUUAUCUUCUCUCCUUUUUAGUCUCCUCGUUUCCUCUCCUCAUUCUGUCUCUACUUGUCUCCUAGUCUGUUCUCCUUCUCCUUUCCUUAUCUUCUCUCAUUUUUAGUCUCCUCGUUUCCUCUCCUCAUUCUGUCUCUACUUGUCUCCUAGUCUCUUCUCCUUCUCCUUUCCUUAUCUUCUCUCAUUUUUAGUCUCCUCGUUUCCUCUCCUCAUUCUUUCUCUACUUGUCUCCUAGUCACUUCUCCUUCUCCUUUCCUUAUCUUCUCUCCUUUUUAGUCUCCUCGUUUCCUCUCCUCAUUCUGUCUCUACUUGUCUCCUAGUCUGUUCUCCUUCUCCUUUCCUUAUCUUCUCUCAUUUUUAGUCUCCUCGUUUCCUCCCCUCAUUCUUUCUCUACUUGUCUCCUAGUCUCUUCUCCUUCUCCUUUCCUUAUCUUCUCUUAUUUUUAGUUUCCUCGUUUCCUCUCCUCGUUCUGUCUCUACUUGUCUCCUAGUCUCUUCUCCUUCUCCUUUCCUUAUCUUCUCUCAUUUUUAGUCUCCUCGUUUCCUCUCCUAAUUCUUUCUCUACUUGUCUCCUAGUCACUUCUCCUUCUCCUUUCCUUAUCUUCUCUCCUUUUUAGUCUCCUCGUUUCCUCUCCUCAUUCUGUCUCUACUUGUCUCCUAGUCACUUCUCCUUCUCCUUUCCUUAUCUUCUCUCAUUUUUAGUCUCCUCGUUUCCUCUCCUCAUUCUGUCUCUACUUGUCUCCUAGUCUCUU
Messenger RNA from Trematomus bernacchii (emerald rockcod), 3357 nucleotides. RefSeq lists its product as uncharacterized. The transcript has 9 exons. Lineage: Eukaryota; Metazoa; Chordata; Actinopteri; Perciformes; Nototheniidae. Gene Ontology annotation, molecular function: RNA polymerase II transcription regulatory region sequence-specific DNA binding; DNA-binding transcription factor activity, RNA polymerase II-specific. The coding region runs from base 411 to 2582 and encodes 723 amino acids. Gene Ontology annotation, biological process: regulation of transcription by RNA polymerase II. The record is from RefSeq and is a predicted model, not a curated record. Gene Ontology annotation, cellular component: nucleus.